Molecule: messenger RNA, 648 nt
Organism: Trypanosoma grayi
Lineage: Eukaryota; Euglenozoa; Kinetoplastea; Trypanosomatida; Trypanosomatidae
Product: putative PITH domain-containing protein 1-like
Exons: 1
Coding region: 1-648 (215 amino acids)
Source: RefSeq, a predicted model, not a curated record
AUGCCUUGUAACUGUCGCCAUGGUACAGGAUCCCAUGAUCACUUGCGAGACGGGUUCGCCCGCGAAGGUGUUUUGGGUGUGGGGUCUCCUUUAAAUGAACAAGUUGAUCUGCAUUUUCUCCAGCUGUGGAAUGCGAGGCACAGCGUUUCCGAGGCGGCGCGUGUCCUGGACCCAAGCACCGAGGACAACGACGAUCCCAUAUGUAGCGAUGCCGACCCGGAGCUGCUGCUUCUCAUACCCCUGAAGCAGGUGUGCCGUGUCCGAGGUGUCUCGAUCCUUGGUACCAACGAUGAUUUUGCGCCUUCUCAAGUAAAGUUAUUUUGCAAUCCCACCGAUGUUGUGGGUUUCGACUCCGUGCGUCGUCUGCAUCCUCAGGAGGAGAUUCAGUUAGCACAAGUUCCAGUCGGAGAUCGAAUUGUCUACCGUCUGAAUCCAGCAAAGUUCUCUGCAACCGCGAGUUUGUGUCUAUUUUUUGAGCACAGUUUUGGUGAGGAUGAAACCCACUUGCUUCGAAUAGAUCUUUUCGGUGAAUCAACGGGAAGGCCGGUUCACCAACAAGUGGCCACCAACGUUGUGUAUGAGGCGAUGGCAAACCCCGCAGACCAUAAAGUGGGUGAAGAGAAGAAGCAAACGUUUACAGUCCUGUAA